Molecule: messenger RNA, 1904 nt
Organism: Chinchilla lanigera (long-tailed chinchilla)
Lineage: Eukaryota; Metazoa; Chordata; Mammalia; Rodentia; Chinchillidae
Gene: Tmem140
Product: transmembrane protein 140
Exons: 3
Coding region: 510-1067 (185 amino acids)
Source: RefSeq, a predicted model, not a curated record
AGUUCUGCCUCUACUCUCCUUUCCAGAGCCACUGUGUGACAUAACCAAGACCCUCAUUUGGCUCCAGAUCAGCUGGCCCUUGUGGGUAGACUAUUCUGGGGCGCAAGAAGUUGUUUACAUUCUUCAGUUCUGAAAAGUCCCGGGCAACUUAAGAAACGAAAGUAAAAUCAGCUGAUAGUGACAUCAGCACAAAUGUACCAAAGCUCAGAGGGCUAUUUACUCAGACGCAACUGCAAAUGCAAGCAGGACACCAGGAGCUCGUCUGCUGGGGUUCCUCUCUGCUGCCCUCCUUACUGGAGCCUGACCUGAGAGAGCCAGCGGGAAGCACAACUCACGGCGCAGACCUGACUGCCUGCUGCACCUUUCCAUGAGUGUUGCUGUGGGCUCUGCACCUUGUUUUUAACGUGACAGGCGGUGCAUCACAGAGUGUGACAUAACAGACCCAAAGCCACAAGACUCAGAGUGACGGGACGGACCGGAAAGAGGUCCCCGCAAAGGACAGGACAGAGAUGGCCGCCUCCAAGGCGUGGCGGGGUGAGCACCUGCCCUUCGCGGGGAUAAUGACCCUCGUGGCUGUGGUCCUCGCCCUGCUGUUCUACGCGCUCCUCUGGAAGGCCGGCAACCUCACGGAGCUGCCCAACCUCAGAAUCGGCUUCUACAACUUCUGCCUGUGGGACAAGAACAUCAGCUCCCUGCAGUGUCACCAGUUCCCGGAGCUGGAGGCCCUGGGGGUGCCUCGGGUGGGCCUGGCCCUGGCCAGGCUUGGCGCCUAUGGUGCCCUUGUGCUCACACUCUUUGUCCCGCUGCCCCUCGUCCUCGCCCAGUGCAACGGCAACGAGGGCGAGCGGCAGCUGGCGGUGGUGUUCCUGGCCAUGUCCUCCAUGAUGCUGGCUGGCGGCCUGGGCCUCCUCCUCUCCUACGUAUGGAAGUGGGCCAGGCUCUCCCUCCUGGGGCCUGGCUUUCUAGCUCUGCUCCUGGCCCAGGCCUUACUCAUCCUGCUGCUCAGGGCCAUGGUUGUGUUCCAUCCGAGGACCAAGGUGGACAAGAGCAAGCUUGAGGCCUGCUAAUCCUAUCUACGGGCAGAGACGACUGCAGGGGUUCGUCCAGCAUCCCAGCAGGUGCCGGAGAGGCACCUUCCUCCCAGACAUGUUUCAUAGCUAACGCUGCCCUCAGGCUCCAGCACGUGGGGUCCAGGGCCAAGGAACAGACCGGUCAGGGUGGUGAGGCACCCACAGCUUCUUAGUGUAGGACUGUGUCCUCCCGAGACCCUGAAUCCACGCAGCGCACUGUCACAUGGAUUCUUGCUUUAAUUAACCCACCUGGGAAAUUUCUGCUCUGAACUCAGGAUUGGGGAGAGAGGAGGAGUGUGUCAUGGGGUAGAUUUCCAGGCUGACCUGCCAGGUCACCAAACCAGAGCCCAGGGAAAGUAAAGGGCAACAAAGGGGACCAUGCUGAUCGCAUCUUAGCAUCUCCAGGCCCUGGCCAGCAAGUACCCACCCCUGCUCUGUGCCGAGUGGACGUGUGGGCCACUCCCAAAGGCCCAAGAAUGACUGUGGAGGGAUCCAACACAGAAACGCAUGGGGCACGAAGCGACGCCUCUGUGGCUUUGAAGGGUCCCCUGAGAAGGUCGCUGGGCUGGAAGCAAAUUGCACAGAGGUCAGCCGGCAACCACUAUCACGAUGUAACCCAGGAGUUCGGGAGACGAUGUCCCAAUCCUUGGGUAGGAAAACGGAACAGGACUGAAUGGUUCCCUCACUUCUCCACCCGGAACCAAAAGGACAGAAGCGUAACAACUCACGUGAUGGGGGAUUUUGUGUAUUUUUCAGCAUCUACAUAUUAGAAUGACUUCCUUAUUCUGUACCUAUCAAAAGCCGCACUGAACACAGACAGAAAAGUGGGCUCUG